AUGGGCUCAUCUUCUUCAAAGGCAGCUCGUACAGCUAGCGGUGCAGCACGAAGAUAUCCCUCCCGAACACCUCCCACCACAGCUGCUCCACGAACUAGCAACGCGCCCUCACAACCACCACCGCCAGGCGAUCCCUCGAGACCCGGACCUACCGUACGGCCACAAGCCAGAGCGAGCGAAACAAGAAAUGAAGCAAUCAACCUCGACGCCUCCGACCCCGCCUACGCAGCCUCCCUCCGCUCCCUCGGCGCCGUAAACCCACACCCGCAUUUCUCCCCCUCCUCGACCUCACCCUUUGACCCCUCCGCUACCUCCUCCACCGCCACUUCCUCGCCCUACGCCUCCCCCCUCCACCAAUCCUCCUCCCACCCCACCCCCAUCAACUCAGCUCUCGUGAUGCUCGCGGCGCGCGACCGCCUGGCGCAAGAGGCCGAGCGCGAGUUCGACGAGGUGGCGCGGCGCGGGAGGGGAGCGCAGGGAAGGCAGUUCUUGGAUGUGGGGUUGUUGCGGCAUGUGUUGAUGCUAAGGGAUGAGAAGGGGUUGAGUGGGGAGGAGAUUGAGCGGCGCUUAGGGCUGAGGAAGGGAAUUGUGGGGAGGUUGGGGGCGAAGGGGGUGGUGGAGAGUAUGUGA
This is a messenger RNA of Coniosporium apollinis CBS 100218, 630 nucleotides long. RefSeq lists its product as uncharacterized. The record is from RefSeq and is a predicted model, not a curated record. Lineage: Eukaryota; Fungi; Ascomycota; Dothideomycetes. The transcript is spliced from 2 exons. Bases 1 to 630 code for a protein of 209 amino acids.